This is a messenger RNA of Penicillium vulpinum, 1860 nucleotides long. It is a transcript of the gene samB, whose product is annotated as MYND-type zinc finger protein MUB1. Gene Ontology annotation, biological process: establishment or maintenance of cell polarity; ubiquitin-dependent protein catabolic process. The coding region runs from base 1 to 1860 and encodes 619 amino acids. Gene Ontology annotation, cellular component: MUB1-RAD6-UBR2 ubiquitin ligase complex. The record is from RefSeq and is a predicted model, not a curated record. NCBI's taxonomy places the organism in Eukaryota, Fungi, Ascomycota, Eurotiomycetes, Eurotiales, Aspergillaceae. The transcript has a single exon.
AUGCGGGAAGUCAAUUUUAGUAUUCCCAAUGUCAAUAAGGCCUCGGUCAACAUCACUACCACCCUCUAUGACCGUCGUGCCCUUGAUUGCACAUCGACUUUGCCGCUCAUCAACUCGCUCAAUCAUCUUGCGUACCUCACAACCUCAUCUGCUCGGAUUCGAGAUAUCCUCACCGUCGAUGGCGGCAUCGAGCGACUGAUAUGCAUGCUUAAAGAAGGUCGGAGCAAGGAACUGAUGGAAAUGUGGAAAUGGAGCCUUGCCUUCCAAUGUGUUGUCAACAUCGGUGUGCGGGGCUCUGAGAGUGUGAGGACCAGAGUGGUAGAAGCCGACAUGGUCCCCGUCAUUUCCACCAUUCUGAACAACUACAUCAAGGUGGUGGACAAGGUGCGAUCACGCAACGAUCCCGACUCCGAGAAGCAGGCGUUUUUAAGGCAGUCAAAGCCUAGCGGCAGCCGAGAUGUCUCCACUCGGACAACCCCUAUGGAUGCAGAUACCCAGAUCGAGUCACACCCACAGGUCGAGUCACACCAACCGCGUCGACAAGCCCCUCCGCCGAGUAUCGAAAUCCCCCGGCCUUUCUACCAAGACAUCCAGCCUAACGACUCUGAUGCCAUGGAUAUCACAUCUCCUCCCCGUGUCCCGAUGACAUCCCCCCCGGAGCGCAGUACAUUUGGCCAAGAAGCCCAUAACCACCGUCUCAACGAUGGGCGGUUCCCACGUACUAGCAAUCGCCUGCGGUCAAUGCAACCGCUUGCCACAGCUGUUCCAUCCAUGGAUACCACGGAUGGGUUCGGAUUGCGUCCUGUGCGUGACACAGAGCGUCUUCCUAGCAUGCUUCCUGGUUUGCAGACUGGAAUCGUCUCGCAACCCGACUCUCCGACCACCCCAAGUGGCCCCCUCCACUCACAAACUCGCAGCCUUCCCCAAACCAUUGCCGCCCGACAACGUCCUUCGAUCCGCCAGCAGCAGUCAGCAUCCGGUGAAUCGGAUGAUGCGAACGGCGAAGAUUCAACUAUGGGAGAUGAUAACAAUAUGGGACAGCCCACCGAAACCAUCGUUGGACUCCCGAACCGGAUGGAACUUGACAGUGUUAAUGAACGGGAAACAACAAUGCUAGAUGAUGUCUCUGCCGCCCAUGAUCUGACCGUCACUGAUCCCUCCGAAGAGGGCGGCCCGGAGGUGGAGACUUUCAACAUCACUCAUCGUUCGACUGUCGACGGCAGUAUCAUUAAUAACGGCAACACACAGGCCAACGGUGGACUGGGCCUCUCCCCCACCCAGGCCACCAACAACCCCAAUUCUCCUACUCUCGCUCCUAACGCCUACACUUUGUACCUUCGUGACCGCAAUGCUCCCGCAGCCCAGGGAGUCCUGACAUCCAUGCCUCGUGAUGAAGAUGUCCUGAUGUCCCUUCAGCUACUGGCAUAUGUCUCCAAGUAUUGCAACCUCCGAGCAUACUUCCAGGCCACCCACCUUGUCCCAAAGUUGAAGAUUGAUCGCGAACUUUAUCUUUUGGAUGAGAAUGCCGAACCCCCUUCGCCAGUUGAUCCGUCUGAGGAUGAAGACGAGUACUUGCUUCCCGACGAUCUCAAUAUCUUCCCCCUGGUGGAGAAGUUUACUGUUCGACAUCACUCUAAGGAUAUGCAAUACUGGGCGUGCGUGGUUAUGAGAAACCUCUGCCGUAAGGAUGAAGCGAGAGGUGGCAUCCGCCAAUGCGCCUAUUACAAGUGUGGCAAGUGGGAAGAGUUCCAGCGUCAGUUCGCCAAGUGUCGGCGUUGUCGUCGUACCAAAUACUGUAGCAAAGAUUGCCAGAAAUCUGCGUGGGUAUAUCACCGGCACUGGUGCCAUACGACCCCUUGA